AUGUAUAAUUAUAAUUUUUGGAUUGAUGAAUCAUCCUUUUCCCCAAAUAAAGAAAACAAACCUUCAGUACCCGUCAUUAAGGUACCCUUUCCACCCAUGGUCAAUCCAGAAGAAUUAGUUACAAGGCAAAGGAAGGUAAAAUCCAAGAAGGUAAAAUCCCAGAUUCCUACAAAACCACCGAAUGCGUUUCUGAUUUACAGAAUGCAAUACAUUAAAGAGCUUCAUAAUGAAAAUUAUCAUUUAAGUAUGAGAGUUAUUUCUUCCGCCAUAGCUAAUUCAUGGAGGAACGAGCCUGAUAAUGUUAUUGAGCAUUACGAAAAUAUCGCAAGACAAGCAAAUAAGAUUUUUAAACAAAAGUUUCCAAAACCACCCACUCAUCAAAAAAUCACUGUUUCCCAUUCUCACAAAAAGACGUGCGAAAUGUCAAAAGGAAAAAUAAGAACAUUUUGCUUGGCACUAUUGGUCAUACAGCUUUUUAUCCUUACGUUCCUUUGUCCAGCUCUUGCACUGGCAAAAGUCUUUAUGUUUGAUCAAACCAAUGGGGAACUUAACUAUAAUAAAGGUGUUGAAUAUUCCUACAUAGUACUUACUUGGUCAACAGCUG
This is a messenger RNA of Dentiscutata erythropus, 604 nucleotides long. The record is from the annotation of a GenBank genome assembly. Lineage: Eukaryota; Fungi; Glomeromycota; Glomeromycetes; Diversisporales; Gigasporaceae.